Molecule: messenger RNA, 1595 nt
Organism: Glossina fuscipes
Lineage: Eukaryota; Metazoa; Arthropoda; Insecta; Diptera; Glossinidae
Exons: 5
Coding region: 549-1139 (196 amino acids)
Source: RefSeq, a predicted model, not a curated record
AACACAAUUAAGUGUGCUCUGCUCAAGAUCUUUAGCACAUAUAAAAAAAUAAGUAAACGCUUGAGAGAUUGCACUACAAAAUGAUAUGAAAUUUAUGCAACAAUAUUUCAUUUCCACGAAUGAUAUAAAUUGCCUUUCGCCUUUAAAUUACCAAUUCUUUAAAUAUAUUAGAAAGAAGUUCUAUCUUACACGCAGUGUGCCGCUGUUUACACGAUCUCUAUAAAAAAAAAAAAAAAAGAAUUCAAUUAAUUGGACAGACAAGCUUGAAAAAGUUUUCGCUGCAAUAAGCUCAUCAAUUAAGAGCAGAAAAUUUUUAUCUCACCACGAAACCAAGGAAAGCUUAUUGGAUUACAACAAAUCUAUGUACACAUAGGCAGAGGUGUAUGAUAAGGGGUCUUAACGGAUAUAGAAAUUGCAGAAAUGUAAAAGGGAAAUGAAGUCGUCCAUAGAUAAGUUAACAUGAAACCAGAUGUAAAUGAAGAAUUUCUAGAGUCACGUUUUAUCUGUUGUGCCCACACACAUUCAAAUUAAACACUUAAUUGCGACUUAUGGUUCUUCAAAAUCAUAAUACCAUUGCGGCUCUUACUAUAAAUUCCACAAACACUGUUAAUAACACUAGCAGGGGCAGCACUCUCAUCACUGGCUUAUCAUCAACGAUGUCAACCAAUAGAAUGAAUCAUCAGAGACCAGUGGUUGAUUUAUUGGUUGCGAUCAUAGCCGUGCCCGUAUUAAUAUUAUGUGCCCUACAAUUGGAGAAGAAUCUUCACGAUAUGGCCAAUAGUCCAGAAAGUAGAUGGCUUGUCUUCGCCUUAGGCAUUGGCAUGUUAAUAGUGAGUGUCAUCAUAUGCGGCUAUGUAACGCAUCGUAUGGGUGUUUGUAUUUGGGCAGGACCCAUAGAUGAGACAGCAAGUCAUCGUUCAAGUCAUGGACGUAAUAUGCGACACAUAAAUUCCCAAAAUGAUAUUUUGCGUAUUGUGGACAGUUUGCCGCCGAGCUAUGAUAGUGUAGUUAAAUUCGAUAUACCACCACCGCCUUACGACUGUUUAAUGAUUGAUAUUGAACAAAGCAAAGAUCAAUCAGAAUCCACGCAAAAACCUUCAGUCUCUUCCAAUAGUCUACCUACCACUCUGCAUAUUUAAAAAAAAAAAAAAAAAAAAAAAACAAUUCUCCAAAGCUGCUCAUAGGAGAGAGAUUCUAAAGAUAUUGAAAUAAUUUUGUCUAACAAAAUGUUUCAUUAGUGCGUGUGUGUUUUAAUGAAAAAUCUGCAUUUACGUACAAAGAUAAAUGAUGAAAGAAUUCUUUACACUAUUAUUAUUAUUCAUCAAUGAGUUCUACAUACACACCAAUGUAAAAGCUCUUUAUUCGCGGGGUACAUGUGCCGCGAAUACAGAAACCGUGAAUACGGAAUGUUAAUUUAUAUGGGAGUACACAGGGAAUACGUUCCCAGGUGACAAAAUAAAAAAAAAUCAAACAUAUAUAAAAAUAUACUUUAUUCAUUGAGUGAUACGGUUGCUUUCAUUCGGUUUGUUUACAUUCUCAAAAACACCGAUCGCGGAAAUUUAUAGCCGCGAAUAUAGGAAUUGGGUCGCAUUUUU